This is a messenger RNA of Anarrhichthys ocellatus (wolf-eel), 2582 nucleotides long. It is a transcript of the gene zbtb35, whose product is annotated as zinc finger protein 131. NCBI's taxonomy places the organism in Eukaryota, Metazoa, Chordata, Actinopteri, Perciformes, Anarhichadidae. Bases 344 to 2044 code for a protein of 566 amino acids. The transcript is spliced from 9 exons. Gene Ontology annotation, biological process: regulation of transcription by RNA polymerase II. Gene Ontology annotation, molecular function: protein binding; DNA-binding transcription factor activity, RNA polymerase II-specific. Gene Ontology annotation, cellular component: nucleus. The record is from RefSeq and is a predicted model, not a curated record.
UUUUUGGAGCAACGAAAGUAGAACAGCGCUACAUGCGUCGAGGGAAAUAUUAUCGCAAAGCAACUUUCUGAAGCAGCGUAACCAAACUCGAGGUAUGAGUGCCGAUGGUUUGUGACGUGUAUUUUGACCCACGGCGGUUAUAAUUAGGAAACCUAUCUGGGAAAAGUGUAUUUUAAUGCGCGGUUUGAUGACGUAAUGUUGAUUGUCAAACGCGAAAUGGCGAGUGUGCUAGGAGGCCCGUUACCUUCGACCCUCUGGGGUUGUAGCAUGUUUAUUUCCUUCAUGUUCCAGUAUCGAAACGAUUACAUUGGUAUGUCUAGUCCCGCACCAAACGAUACGGUCAAUGAUGGCGGCUGAGGUGGAGCAGGAGCAGGAGCUGGAGCGAGGCGACGAGUACCCAGCGCAUUACAAAGUCAUGAUGGACAAACUUAAUGAACAGCGACAGCUGGACCAGUUCACAGACAUUACCUUGAUUGUGGAUGGACACCAGUUCAGAGCCCAUAAAGCAGUGUUAGCCGCAUGCAGUCAGUUUUUCCAUACGUUCUUCCAAGAUUUCACCCAGGAGCCGCUGGUGGAGAUAGAAGGAGUGAGUAACACAGCCUUUAGCCUGCUGAUGGAGUUCACGUACACGGCGACACUAGUUGUAGUCGGAGAAGAAGAGGCCUUCGAUGUCUGGAAGGCCGCUGAAUACCUCCAGAUGCAGGAAGCCAUCAAAGCGCUCAACGUCAAGAUAAAUGAGAAUCCCUCCCUGACGGCAAAGAGCAAAGGUAAAAAGAGGAAGAUUGCGGAGACAUUUAAUGUGAUUACAGAAACCCUACCUUCAGUGGAAGGGGAGCAGGUGGAGAUUGAGGUGAUAGGGGAUGGGGCCAUCGAGGUGGAGGAGACCGGACUGGAGGAGGUGGUCGACGCGGCAAAGAAUGCUCAGGCGGCGUCCGACGACUCUGCUUUGGCUCUGCUCGCUGACAUAACCAGCAAGUAUCAGCAAGGGGAACCUACGCUACAGGUCCUGAAGAAGGGAGGAAUAGACGAGGAGGUGGUGUAUCAGGAGGAAACGGUGACUGCCUCCAAGGUGCUGGAGAAUGUCGAGGUCGUAGAGGUCCAGAUUUCCCAAGUGGACAACAUGUUCCGCUGCAACAAGUGCGAUCGCAGCUUCAAGCUGUACUACCACCUGAAACAGCACUUGAAAACACACCUGGGCUCGCUGGAAAAACCCCACGUGUGCAACCACUGCGGGAAAGCCUACACGCGGGAGGGCGCCUUGAAGCAGCACAUCACCACGUUUCAUUUUGACGCAGAAGAGCUGUCGCGGAACCAGAAACCCCAGAAGAGAGUGCACGUCUGUGAAUACUGCAAGAAGCACUUUGACCACUUCGGCCACUUUAAGGAGCACUUGCGGAAGCACACUGGUGAAAAACCAUACGAGUGUCCAGAUUGCCACGAGCGAUUUGCACGGAACAGCACACUGAAGUGCCAUAUGGCAGCCUGUCAGAAUGGGGCCGGAGCCAAGAAAGGACGCAAGAAACUCUACGAAUGCCAGGUCUGCAGCAGUGUAUUCAACAGCUGGGACCAAUUCAAAGACCAUCUUGUGAGCCACACGGGCGACAAGCCCAACCACUGUACCAUGUGUGACAUGUGGUUCACCCACCCAAAAGACCUAAAGGCCCACCUCAAACACAUCCAUUCCAUUGAGGUCAAGACAGUGGAAGAACUGGUCAGCAACAACGCUGACACCGCCAGCCUCGCCAUCGCAACGCAGAGCAUAGAAGGAGCCGAAACGGUACUGCUGGACGACGGCAUCCAGGUGGAGCACGUGGACGUGAUGGAGAUGGAGGAGACGGCGACCGUGGUGGUGGAGGACGGAGGGGUGGCGGAGAUGUGCGAGGAGGACGUGGAGAGACUAAAGCAGGCCGGGGUGCAGAUCCAGGUGGUGCACGUGACCACGACUGAAGUCGACGGGCAGCAGGUGGUGAACUCUCAGGUGGAAGUGGAGAUGGAGGGCGAAGUGGUGAGCGUCGAGGAGGCGGAGCAAGCAGUGGCUGUAUGAGAAUGUGAAAAAAGGACUGUGUCAUAAAGGACCUGCAGGACACUCUUACAGUCCUGAGCGGCUGCGGUUUCCUGGUAGCUGAGAUAUUUUGACAUAAAGAACAAUGCAUGUGAGAUACAGCAUGUUACCUCAACAUGUCCUGCUGUCUGCCAUCACAUCCAAUGACUCCGUUUCCAACUUCUCUCACUCUCUGACCUUAUGGACAGAGCUACGGAGACGUAUCAUUUCCCGCUACUGAUCCUGUAUUUAUUUUUAAGCCGUUUGUCAUCAUAUCACAUAUUUUCGAUGACUCUUCACUGUUUCAAUCAAAAUUUUUUUUGUUUCUUUGUGUCCUUAUUUUACAUCCGAUUGAAUAAUGUUCUUUUAGUUUGGGUCACUUGCCAAGACAAUUUGAUAAUGAUUGACAGGUUCUUGUUGCUGCAUACGUAUGGUGCUGGAUUUCCUCAGUGCUAAUGCUACAGUUUUGUUUAAGCUUAUUUUCAUAUUGAAUUUGGGUGUUUUUGUAGGAAAAAUGAAAUAAAGUUGGUUUCCAGCAUGG